CCGCCGCCGCUCCGCGCUCCAUCGGACACGCUCCCGGCGCUCCCGCGGCAGCGCUGCCCCCCGAGCCGCCGCUCCCGCAGCCCGGUCGCUGGAUUACACCCGGCUCCACCACCGGCAGGGCGCUCGCAGCUCCGCUUUGGCCGCCCAGGGAGACAGAGAGCGAGGUCUCUCCCGCCGCUCUGCCUGAAAGCGUUCUUCCCGCAAAAAACUCGGCGCGUUUGAGUUCAUUCAACCACAACAUAAAAUUCACUGCACCGGCCGCGGAGAUGACAAAAAACUGGAUCAUGUUUUUGCUCUUCUUAUCGGUUACUAUGUUUUUUGCCACUGCUGUACCAUCUGAGGGGCACCAGAACAUCACAGAGGACUUCAUGCAGCUGAGUGUCACACGGAAUAAAAUUAUGACAGCACAGUAUGAAUGCUACCAGAAAAUCAUGCAAGAUCCUAUUCACAGGAAAGAAGGUCCCUACUGUAACAGGACGUGGGAUGGCUGGUUGUGCUGGAGUGAUGUUGCUGCUGGAACAGUGUCAGUGCAGCGCUGCCCUGACUACUUUCAGGAUUUCAACCCAUCAGAAAAAGUGACGAAGAUCUGCGAUCCAAACGGGAAUUGGUUUAGACACCCUGAAAGCAACAGGACGUGGACAAACUAUACCCAGUGCAACAGCUACACACAUGAAAAAGUGAAGACGGCUCUGAACUUGUAUUACUUGGCCAUCAUCGGACACGGCCUCUCAAUCGCAUCACUUCUCAUUUCUCUGGGCAUUUUCUUUUAUUUUAAGAGCUUGAGCUGCCAAAGGAUUACCCUGCACAAAAAUCUGUUUUUCUCCUUUGUUUGCAACUCUGUUGUCACAAUAAUCUCACUGACGGCGGUCGCCAACAACCAGGAGCUGGUCGCGACCAACCCAAUCAGCUGCAAGGUGUCACAGUUCAUCUACCUGUACCUGAUGGGUUGCAACUACUUUUGGAUGCUGUGUGAAGGCAUUUACCUGCACACUCUUAUUGUGGUGGCUGUUUUUGCUGAGAAACAGCACUUGAUGUGGUAUUACCUCCUUGGCUGGGGUUUCCCAUUGAUCCCUGCCUGCAUACAUGCUGUUGCUAGAACUUUAUAUUAUAAUGACAACUGUUGGAUCAGCUCUGAUACUCAUCUGCUGUACAUCAUCCACGGCCCUAUUUGUGCUGCUCUGUUGGUAAACCUCUUCUUCCUGCUAAAUAUCGUCCGCGUUCUCAUUACCAAGCUCAAAGACACCCACAAGGCCGAAUCCAACCUGUACAUGAAAGCAGUGAGGGCUACCCUGAUCCUUGUUCCGCUGCUUGGCAUCGAAUUUGUCCUGUUCCCAUGGCGACCGGAGGGCCGGAUCGCUGAGGAGGUGUACGACUACGUGAUGCACAUCCUCAUGCACUACCAGGGUCUACUGGUGGCUACAAUUUUCUGCUUCUUUAAUGGUGAGGUCCAGGCUGUUCUGCGGAGGCACUGGAACCAGUACAAGAUCCAGUUCGAGCACAGCUUCAGCCACUCGGACGCCAUGCGCACGGCCUCCUACACCGUGUCCACCAUCAGCGACGUGCCGGGCUACGGCUACAGCCACGACUGCGCCAGCGAGCACCUCAACGGCAAGGGCUACCACGACAUGGAGAGCGUGGUUUUGAAGACUGAGAAGCUCUACGGCUGAGCAACCCCGGGGGCUCAGCUCCUGCUGCUGUGCCCGCCCCCUCCUCAGCUCCAAGCGGGAUCGAGUGACUUCAUGGCCAGAAGGAUUUCCCCGGCUCGGGAUUUGUUCUUCUCCCAAAGGACGCGUCUUUCGUACGUACAUAUACAUAUAUAUAUAUAUAUAUGCAUAUAUACAUUUUUUUUGGGGGGUGUUUCUUGUGUAUCUAUAUAGUAUGGACAUCUGUACAUAUAUAUAUAUAUCUAUAUAUGUAUGUGCUUUUAUAUAAGGGUUACAAACUUUGCCUCUUCAGUUUCUACUGUGUAGACAAAGUUGGCAAUUUUUUUUUUUUUUGUACAAAAGGGAAUCAACGAAGGAUUUCUUGUUUUCUUGGAAGUUUGUGUAAGACUGCGCUGUGUUGAAGCCACUUCAUUUGCCUGUGGAAUCUUAGAGUGUAAAUACCAGACUCUGUUGUCUUAAUUCAACCUGAAAUAGGACAAAACAAAAUGGUUAAAGUAGGUGCAAUAAUAACAAUAGGUUAUCCAGGUUAUUUUUUUUGUGUCCAGCAUUUAUUUGGCUGUUCAAAAAGCCCAACAGGUAGUCUGAGGAAAGAGAUAUUGCUGGUUUGGUUAAAGAUAUUGACAGUUUGGUUUGGCCAGUUUGGGUAUUUUUCCCACUAUUUUACAUCAAGCAUAGAGACACCAGUUCAAGUCUGAGUCUCCAUGUACUGCAAGGUAAUAUCUUGCAGCAAGCUUUGAGCAAUUUUAUUUAAGCUAUUUUGGCACAUUCAGAAACUCCUCGGUCUCCUGAAGUGUGUGGAACUUUCUUCCUGGCUUUAACACAGACAAGAUUGAUGAGGCCUCACUGCCAGAAAGAAAAGGAGUAACCUGAAUGACUGUAAACCCUUCCAGACACUAAUACGUAAUUGCAGCUGAUGGAACUUCACUCUGUGCUGAAGGAAUUUACUCAACCUGGAGAAGAUCAUGUGCAGGAUUUGCUGUAGCAUUCUCCUCAUUUUAUUUUUAAGUAUUUCCCUGGCCAUAUGCUUGAUAACUUAUCCCUUCAUUCUUGGGCAAGGUUUUGAUUAAUUUUGUGGCUUUUUUUGUUGUUGUUGUCUGAGAUAAGCAUGAAAGACUGAACGCAGUGCACAGGACAUACUACCUUUAAAGCCAGUUCAGACUAAUCGAGCAAACUACUGUUAUUAACUGUCAUUAUUUGGAAAAAUCCAAUAUACAGUUUGUUUUAUAAAGAGUCAAAACGUUAUGGAUUGAGACUUUUAAUAUUAUUUUGGGACAGUACUUUAUAUGUUGUUUCUUUGGUUCUGCUGGUGUGUAAAGGUCUCACUGAAACCGAGGAGGUUGUCAGGAAAUGUGGUCUUGAGGAAAUGUGUCUUUACAGAAAUCCAUGUUUUCGUUAAAUCUUUAUGCGUUAAAGAAAUUGUGCUUUUGUGAACUGAAAUGACAAAAAUACUCUCAAGAAAGAGGGCAUGAAAUGAGGCGAGUUCGGAAAAGUCCUACUGAAAAUCACAAAUGUAAGAAAAAUUUGUAUACCUUUAAUUUGCAGAUAAGUCUACUUGAAGUGGGAAAAAACAAAAUUAAGUGGGAGAAAAAGUAGGUGCUGGAACAGACAGACUAUUAUGCUAAUUAAUGUCUAUCUGGUGCGUGUAAACCAGUCCAAAAUUUAAAGACAGUUCUUUCUGAGACCAUUUCAGUUUUAAAUACCUAAUUUUGUAUAUGAACACCUUGACUUUAACAUUUAAACCUUUCUGUCAGUAGCUUUCCUGUAAGCUUCACUAGCAUCUAGGUAAUUUGAUGUCACAGUGUUUAUUAGCUUGUGACUUCAUAAGGCUUUGAAUAUUUUGUAUUUAGAAGGAAAACAUUAGGAGGAUGUGGUAAGUUCACUCCACUUGCACCUUUCCAGUAUGUUUUUACUGUUCUUACAACCUGGAGUUUGAAUUUAGAAAAGUGUUUUAUUAACGAUUUAGUUUCACAAUAUUACAGAAUCUCAGCUAGGACGCACAAAUCCUUUCUCUUCUUCCGCGAGGCUGCCUGGUUGGCCGAUGGGAAUGAUUGGAAAAAUCUGUUGGACUCUGUACCGUAGAGCAGUGGGAAAUCUGGCAAGCAGAUGUCACAGUCUCUUAAACUGUAAGGAUACAGUAAGGAUGCCUGCUACAACGUGAUUAGAGCCUGCUUGCUGAUCUAGGUAUUGUUACACAAAAGUGGUGCAAAUGUUCUGAAAACAUCAGAGGUGCAGAAAAAUCCCUGCUCUGGUGUAGCAACUUUACACUUGUGGGACCAGACCAUCAACUGGUACAAAUCUGUCUGGAGCUCCAUUUGCAGAACCAGCUGGUACCAGCUGAGAAUCAAAGCCCAGGCAGGUAUCUGUCCAUUUUAAAGUGCUUUAAGUCCCUGAUGACAAUUAUUUCAUGGUACCUGGUGGGUUGCUGUAAUUAAAACACACGGGAUGGUUUAGAGUGUGACACGAUAUUAGACUUUAAUUCAGCUUCUUUUAACAGCCAGGCAGUUAAAAUUUAAUAGCCUGUAGAUUUUGAUCAUUUAAUGCCAAGUAAUACUAAUUGCUGUUUGCUCUCUGUCCUCUAUUAUAGAAAAUUCUAGUGGUAAUUUUAGGGGAAAAAAAUUGUUUUUCUACAGAAAUCGUCCUACUUCUAGGUGGACAUUCACAGCAUGCUUCUAGGCACAUGUCUGUCUUCACUCUGGAAAAGAAACAUGCAUCCAGCUGGAUGUGCAAGAAAAUGUUCGUGGCUGUGGAGAGCUAUCUUCCCCUCUCCUCGUGAAGUUAGCUACUACCCUAUUUUUCUAAUUUCCAUUGGGAAAAUACCAGUUCCUUGUUUCGUCUUCCUACCUCACCUUUUUCGGUGUCUACAUAACUAAGAGAAGCAUCUGCUUCUUAGUAUGUUCUUCUGCCACCAUAAAUUCAAAUCAAAUCCUCAUGCUGAUUUCUCACGGCUGAUUUUCCACUUUGCAGAAUGUUGCAAGUCUAGAUCUGUACUCUCUGGGAUGGAAGGAAACUGUUUUGGUGGGGCUGUGAGAUUCCUUUGAACAUGCAAAUAGUUGCCUGUUGUUAUUUUCUCUUUUUUUUUUUCUUUUUUUAAUGUAGUGAGGAUUUAUUGUAUCAAUCUACAGGGGCUACAGAAAUAGUUGUCUUAUAUUUGUUGUCUGUAACACCAGCAUGUUAGGAUUCUAUGAGAGAAAAUGUCUAUUUUUUAUGCUACUGUCUUCAAUUAAUAAAAUGCUCCGUUGCAGGACCCCCUCAGUCGUUUGUUUAAUGGUAGCAUUUCUGCUGUGUAGUUUUUCGUGGUGAUGAUCUACUCGACUCUUUGGCUGUGGAAAUGCUGCAACAUGUACUCCUUUUCAUGUGGAGAAACAUUUGGGCUGGAAACCAGACACCAUUCACACAUAUUGUACUAUGUAAAUAAGAUUCAUAGAAGUUAUAGCAUUGUAUUUAUUGCUUACACUAAGGAUGAAAUGGAAAAAAUGUGAAGUUUUGGUUUUUUUUUUGUUUUGGUUGUGCUUUAUUUUCACCUUGUUCAUAUGACUCCUCAUGCAUUUUAAUUGCUGAAAGAAGUAUUGUUUGAGAUCAAUAAAAUGUUACUCCAA
This is a messenger RNA of Myiozetetes cayanensis, 5260 nucleotides long. It is a transcript of the gene CALCRL, whose product is annotated as calcitonin receptor like receptor. The transcript has 13 exons. Gene Ontology annotation, biological process: cell surface receptor signaling pathway; adenylate cyclase-activating G protein-coupled receptor signaling pathway; angiogenesis. Lineage: Eukaryota; Metazoa; Chordata; Aves; Passeriformes; Tyrannidae. The record is from RefSeq and is a predicted model, not a curated record. Gene Ontology annotation, cellular component: plasma membrane. The coding region runs from base 267 to 1667 and encodes 466 amino acids. Gene Ontology annotation, molecular function: adrenomedullin receptor activity; calcitonin gene-related peptide receptor activity; calcitonin receptor activity.